AAGAUCUUUUAUGGAUAGUGAUGGAGAUGGAGUCGGUGAUCUUAAUGGUAUAACAUCCAAAUUGGAAUAUUUGAAAGAACUCGGAGUAGGAGCGACAUGGUUGUCCCCGAUGUUCAAGUCACCGAUGUAUGAUUUUGGUUACGAUAUUUCUGAUUUUUAUGAUGUCCACGACGAGUAUGGAACUAUGGAAGAUUUUGACAACUUAAUGGCAAAAGCUAAGGAAUUGGAUAUCAAAAUUGUACUUGAUUUUGUACCGAAUCAUGGAAGUAACGAGAGCGUUUG
Molecule: messenger RNA, 282 nt
Organism: Papilio xuthus (Asian swallowtail)
Lineage: Eukaryota; Metazoa; Arthropoda; Insecta; Lepidoptera; Papilionidae
Product: maltase A1-like
Exons: 3
Biological process (GO): carbohydrate metabolic process
Source: RefSeq, a predicted model, not a curated record